Messenger RNA from Porites lobata, 5747 nucleotides. NCBI's taxonomy places the organism in Eukaryota, Metazoa, Cnidaria, Anthozoa, Scleractinia, Poritidae. The record is from the annotation of a GenBank genome assembly.
UUGUUUCUCUGUGCACUUCACCUAAAAGAUUCAGGCGACAUGACUCAGCAUUUCAGGCGACUUAACUCUGGUUUCGGGCGAGAUGACUUUCGGGCGACCUGACCGGUUACCGUUAAACCCCUCCCGAGAGCAGUUUCAAGACAACGCUGAGCAGAUUCACUGGAUUCGUGUGAACGGAAGGUCGAUUCGUGUAAAAAGGUAGGCGGUUUCGUGUGGACGUAACCUUUUAAAUUCAAUUAUUCUCGUCUUUGAAAUGUUAAAAUAACCUUCGGACGGAUAGUUUUUUUUUAACGGACAACAAACAACCAUUACGGUUUCCCUUGCCCUCACAAAGCAAUAUAUAGCUGAUUUAAUAAAGGUUGCUUUGGGCAUUGGUAUUUGGGCACUGGGAAUCUGUUGUUUUGUCGUCACUCAAGCAAAUGACUGCAUUGUUCUGUAUGCCCAAUUGCCAAAGCAACCUUUAUUGAUUUAGGUUUUUAAACAUGUCUCUGGGUGACCCUCCUUUCGCAUAGAAAAAAAAACGCGCGUACACGCGCGAAAUCGCGACGAGGAAGACACAACACACAACCAAUCAGAUUUCUGCUAUUUUUGCAUUCGAUUGCAUCACAAGUCGUAAACUAAAGUCCGCCAUCUUUGAUUUCGGUUCCUUGUUUUCUGCAAGGUUACAUUUGUACAACCCUUAGUAACCAGUAAUCGUUUGUCGUGGAAUGGGUGUCUUCAACGUUCAAGAACAUUUACGACAUCGCCGAAAUCGGGAAAGCGAAGAAUCGUACGGGACAGAACUGUAAGUAUCGUAGAAUGUUUUGUUUUGGUAUUUUGCGCGGUUAAAUAAUUUAUUUACUGUAAAAACCGGUAAAAUUUGUAAGUUUAAGUUCCCUAUUUCAUCUUUGAUUUUCUAUCAACAGCUAUAAAUAAGCUGAUGACAAUGCUGCUUGAUUUGCGAAUUAAACCAACUAGCCAAGUGUGAUGUCCUUAGCUUGUUUAUAAAUGAGACUCAAAGUAAGAUUCCCCGUUUUUCUUAUUUCGAUUAGCUAGCUGGUUAUGUAAUUCGCGUUCGAGUGGUAAAACCAUAUGAUGUAUUCCACGAUCUCGAUUGAUGAUAUUAUGAUUGGGCAGAGCACGAUAAAACAUUGGUGUUAAAACCAAUUUACCAACGAAGAUUCCCUCGUCCAGCCAGUGAGCUUUGACCGGCGCCCGGUAAAUCCAAAAGCCGGUCUGCUGAGCAGGAAGUCGUCGAGAGGUCAAACUCCGAGAGGAACAUCAAAUUGGGCUCUUUGGAAAACUCAUAAUGCUUCUAAUGCUUGCUGUUUAUAUUGCGUUACAAGGGCCAAGUUGUUUUUUUUUCUCACUUAGCCCAUAGGUUGUUUUUGCAGUCGUCGUUGCUCUUACUCAAGGCCAUUUUUUUCCUCCUCAGGGGCUGGGAGGAGGAUUUUGUUGAGCCUCCAGACGCACCGCAGCCCCAACAAGAAGCAGCUCAAAGGCGCACUAUCCGUCAGCGUUCACAGAAAAAUAAAAUACAUCAUUUUAACACGAAAUUCCCGGCAAGGAAGGUUAAAACUGGAAGCAGGCAGAUGAGAAGACAUGAAAACAGUUAGUAUUUUUAUUGUUUUGGAGAUGCACAUGAAAAAUAGAUUAUCUGUGGAUUAUUUUUAUUCGAAGAUAAUAGUUGAAGAAAUAAAAUUAUCUGCCCUUGUUCAUUUUCAUUCUGUAAUAUCUUUGGCUUUGGUAGUAAACAGUGAGUAUGAAACAAAGGGGCUGCCCACUUGGUUGGGAUCCUGGGAACUAGUGCCUUGGAACUGGCACAGUGUGGUGUUUUGUUUACAUCUUGAGUACCUGAUAUGAAACUGUCCACAUAGUUACUCCCUUUCACGCUGUCAGAUGCAACUUGGAAACUUGAGCUUUGUAGGGAGUAGGAAGCAGUGGUUUGCAUUAUAACUAACAACACUGGUGUGCACACAGGGCCCGGGGGGGGGCACUGCCAAAUAUGGGCUAUAUAGGUAUGUGCCGCUGUGAAGGGUAUGGUUUUCAAGCAGUUUACUCUAGGAUAGGGUAUAUAAAUCAGACCGUUUGGGUCUAGAAUAGAUUAUUAUUUUUCAGGAAACUAAUCAGUUGGUUGAAGAUUUUAUCUAGACUAGGGAAACAGCUACUCUAGGAUAGGGGGGAUUUGGGAGUUUACUCUAGUAUAGGGUAGCAAAAUUCAGCUGAACUAGCUCUGGUACAGGUUAAGGGUUCCAGGGUCCCAGCGGCACAUCCCCACCCAGAAAUUCCUAAGGUACCCCCCCCCCGGGACACAGGGACCCGAUGCCCACUGUUGUGCCUGGGUACAAGGUCUCGACCUUAAACUCAGGCACCCCGGCACGGUUACCUUAUUGCAGCAUGGGUAGUUGAAAAAAACAUGUGUUCACAUUAACAUUAGUACCAUAUGAGUACCACACUCGGGUACCUUUCCAAGUGUGAACGCUGUCAAAAAAAUUGUUAAGAUACUAUCCACAAACUUGGGUACUUUGGAGAACAAAACAAUCCCAAUUCAAAGUUGGGGUGUUUCUGGCAGGUAGCUCAUACAGCAGAACAACAUUGCUUAGAUGGGGUGGGGAAGAAAAGCUUCAUUUUCCCUUUUGAAAUUGGCAACAUGCCAAAAAAGCCCUUUGAGGCACAGUGACUCUACUUUUUGUUGCCAAUUGAAGGAUUAAGAGAACCACAAAAUAUUACAGUCUUUUUCAGGAAUGCUAAAACCAGUGAACAGGCUGAUCAAUGUACCAGCUUAGAAUAUGCAAUGUCUGUUUUUAGCCUGUUUCCUUCUGAGUCUUGUCGAUCAUGAGGAAAUUGAUGAACUUGACAUCAGUGACUUGGUUAACAACAACACAAGUGUGUUUGCCUCACUUUUAACAAAUGCAGAAAAAAUGAAGGUAUGCUGUUUGAUGCAUUUUUUCCUGGGAGAAAGGGAAACUUUCUUAUAUGGCCUGUAUGCAACUGGACAUGACAUGCAUACUUUUUGGCCCAUCCCACACUAGGAAAAACUGUUAUUACAGUGAAAAAUACCACAUGUUCCAAAGAAAAUGUUACUUUUUAACAAAACAAGAGUCCAUCUAUUUUGUCCCUUGUCCCACAAAGGCUUCUAAUUUAGCAUAAUGCACUUUUCUUUUUUGUCCUAAGCAAAAGCAAGGUCGUGAUUCUUAGCCCACAGUGGCAACCCUAUCCCUCAACAUAAGUUUAGUACCCCUGGGUUGAUUGUAAAUGCUCCAGAUCUAACUUCCUUCUAUAAUUCCUUGUAUUUUAAGAUAUGGAAUGAAUUUGUGAGCCUGUCUGAGGAAGAACAAGAUCUUGUCAUUACAAGAAGAACAUCAUCUCCUCAAGAGAAGGAAAUCAACCGAGAAAGUACUGAGGAAGAACUUGUCUUGACAGAAAGAGGUUGGUCGAAAAUUAAUGUUGUUAAGUAUAUUUUGUCUUUUCCACAAUAAAACUGUGCAGUUUAUACAAUUUCUCAGGGGGAGUAACUAAAUGAAAUUGAAAAAAGUUGUUUCUCUUUACAAGUAGAUUAAGUUAGAUUUGUUUAAGUUCAAUACAGUUUGUAGCCCAAAAAGUUAGCCACCGCUUGUUGUUUAAUUGUGUAAUUAUGAUAAUAUUUUUAAUUUUGAUAAUAUUUUGUUCUAAUAAUCUAACUGAGGGAGCCCAUUCCUUAUAAGCCCGGUGGCUUCCCUUGGGCUUCCUUGCCAUUAGCGUUUUCAAUAAUUAGAUUUUUUUGCUUUUGUACAUCUUAUGGCAAAACAUUAAACUGAACUGAACUGUGCUUGUUUGUUAUUCAAACAUAGUAUGUCAGACAGGCCCAGUCUAAGACUAAAAAUCUAGCACUAGGGCUGUCAAUAAGGUUCAAUUUCACGGUGCAAAGAAAGUCAGUUUUACAACCUGCCAUUCAAGCAAGCUGUAGCUAGCAUGUGCUAGCCCACAAACCCUUUUUGGAUUAACGGGAUUGAUUACAAUCCUUCUGUAAUUUGAAUUUCCCCCAAAAAAAGCACUUGCCCAUCGGGCAACUUAAGAACAAAAAUUAAUCACUAGCCUGAUAGCAAAAUCCACUAGCCUCAGGCUAUCGGACACGACUUUCUUUGCACGCUGAAGUUCCUAGGUCAAUGUAACAAUUAUUGUUUGGCAGGCAACUGAACAGCUACAGCUUUGAACAGCUUCUUCGUGUUCAGCUUUCCUUUUGUUUCUCCUCAAAGUAGCUGCGGGUCGUGCUUAUCACAGCCAGGGGAAAUCCUUGUCCCUUAGCCCUUAGGGACAGCCCUGCAGCACUCUGACCACUUGUAAAAUAGAGUAUCACUUCAUAAAAUACAUGUCCCUUGGGAACAGGGCCUUCGCUUAUGUUGGCCUUUCACCAUGCAACACUCUUCCUUCAGCUAUCAGGAGUAUCCAUAGUGUUCAGGGCUUAAAGAAGGCUCUAAAGACUCUCUUAUUUUGUUUGGCAUUUGCCCAGUGAACUAUGCUUUUUGACAGUAAUUGAAGUAUUUUAUUUUUACAGUCUUUUCUCUUGUUGUACUGUUUGUCAGUUUCUUAUAAGGGCUUUAGAAUAUGAAUAUACUUUUAGUGCUAUGUAAAUAAAAUGUCUUAUCUUAUUUCAAUUUGCUGUGUCUGUAGAUGCUGUGGUAACUGCAGAAAGGUCUUUCAACAAAAUUGAAGGACGAAUCAGGGGAACACUUCUAAACAAGCGAUUUUCAAUGGUAUGUUUUACUUUCAAGUUAGUAGAUAUUCUUUUCUAUUGAUAAGCAAUAAGUAUGUCUUGACCAACACAUUUCCAAAUCAGUCAUAUUGAAGAUUCAAGACACAUGGUUGUGCAUUGUUUUUUAAUCACGUGAAAAACUCCUUUUCACAUUAAAUUUAUCUCCACAUAACAUAAAUGACCAGUAAUCUUGGACAAAUUUAGAACCAAAUUUUAUCAGAUCAUUUUUCGAGGACCUCUUAUCGAAAACUCUGUUAUGUCAGCGAUUCUUCUUGUUUUCUUUUUGGGCCAUAUUUAAAAUGUGUUAGUUAGUAUAGAGAUGUACCACUCAUUCAUUUCUCCUCUCAUUUUUUACAGUUUGCAUUUUUUACCUUUAAUACAGGGUGGUCCAAGUAUAUAGAUGGGUGUGUUAAGAAUAGAGAUUUAUUAUAUAAACACCAAUGAAAUAUCAGGUGAGCUUUUGUGAGAAAACUUGACAUCUUCACAUGUGAAAAUAUCACCGUUGCUAUGGCUUCAUAAUAAAUCACUCCUUUCGCACCAAAAAACUAUUAAAGUAAAAUGGUUUGGUAGUUCAUUGGUGUUUAUAUAAUAAAUAGAACAUUACAUGGCCGCUUGGAGAUACGAAAUUUCUCUUCUCGUGUUAAAAAAAUAUUUCACUCGUUUCAACACUCGAGAAAUUUUGUAUCUCUGCGCAGCCAUGUAAUAUCCUCUAUGUAUCACUCAUUCAUUUCUAUAAUUUUUCCUUUUUUUUUUACAUUUUGCUUGUUUUUUUUUUGAUCCUCUAAUACAGGGUGGGCUGAAGCACCAUGAAGAGGAAGUGGUUUCCUACUUUUCUGAUGACCCCAGUUCCGUCAUGAUCACAAACAUACCAUCCAGGUGUGUUCAUAGCUAAAUACUGGUGCUAUGCUCAUUUUGGCUUGUAUUUUUGUUGAAAGUAAUGCUAAUUAUUUUUCUUUCACCAUGUUGCAGUUUUGACAGAUUGUUGGUUCAUGGUGUUUGCCAGUUCCUUGAUUUAAAAUCCAGCAGUAAGUUAUAG